Linnemannia hyalina is the source of this 558-nucleotide messenger RNA. NCBI's taxonomy places the organism in Eukaryota, Fungi, Mortierellomycota, Mortierellomycetes, Mortierellales, Mortierellaceae. The record is from the annotation of a GenBank genome assembly.
AUGAGGACCUUCUUGAAACUCUCCUUGCUCCUCGUAGGCCUGCUGUCAAUGGACGCUGCGCCCGUCAACGGCACCGAUACUAAACUCGUGCCUCUCGCAAGCGAAGCCGAUCUUGCCGCCUUCUACUUCAAGGGUUGUGUCCCAGGAACUACCAAGAUUACUCCAUUGGAAGGCGGCGCCACCGAGUAUUCGUGCACCAAGGAGAAGGGAAGAAGAAACGGAUCCAGCAAACAUCAAUUCGGCACCAACCUGAUUGUCCACACAAACAGCGGAAAAGUCAGCGUCAGUCUUGGCGGCUAUGGCGGUGGUAUUAGCGGUACCAUUCAAGGAUUCGAGUUUGCUGGCUCUGUCGACUCUGCUUGGGGCACGUCCAGAACUGUUGCUUAUCCAUACAAACGGUCUAUUGACGCUGUGCAGAACCUUGGUCAGACAUGCAGCGGCGAUGGCCAUUUCUGCUUUGACGUAAUUGAUGGAGUUUGCUACUUCUAUUUUUCGAACAAGGUCUGGGUACAGGCUUGCCCCCUUCUGAAGGUCAUUCGGUUUUCUGUUGAUCCUUAA